Messenger RNA from Zerene cesonia (dogface butterfly), 4928 nucleotides. Its product is annotated as protein tiptop-like. Bases 391 to 3660 code for a protein of 1089 amino acids. The transcript has 5 exons. Gene Ontology annotation, cellular component: nucleus. Gene Ontology annotation, biological process: regulation of transcription by RNA polymerase II. Gene Ontology annotation, molecular function: DNA-binding transcription factor activity, RNA polymerase II-specific; DNA binding. NCBI's taxonomy places the organism in Eukaryota, Metazoa, Arthropoda, Insecta, Lepidoptera, Pieridae. The record is from RefSeq and is a predicted model, not a curated record.
GCUCCCCGACCGCUCGCGUUCGCGCCACCCGCCCCGCCGCCGACCGUAAACAUUCGCACGUGUUCCCCGCGAAGUGGACCCCGCACAGUUCAGUUCAUACCCAGUGCUUAGUGUUGUGUUACCCGCUACCAUCGCGAUACACCUGCCCAAAUAUCCGCCGAUGGAUCCGAUCGACGCCUGACCAAGUGCCGUUCACGUAUGUCGAAAACAAAUAUCAGUUGGAAAACAAAGGAUAGUUGAGUUUGCUUAGCUGCAGGUGAUCGGUGAACCGGUGACAUUGCUUGUUGACACUCGAAGGAAUUUCUACUGUAAGGUCAUUGCGACAUCGAUAUGGAAUAAAAUAUUGAAGCAAUAUGAGCGGUCGCGAGGCGGGCGGCAGGCGCGCCUAAGAUGCGCUCAAAGCAGCAACCCAGACCAUCCUACCGUUGGCUCAGCCCGAACGAAAACGAAGAAGCUACAAGUCCAGACAGCGGCGUGAAGGAUCACCAUCGGGAGAGGGGGGCGGUGGAGAGAGAGGAUGAAGCCUCCAGGUCCGCCUCCCCCGCGUCCCGCACCUCCCCGGCGCCUGAUGAACGGGACAUCGAGCACAGCAUACCAGCUACCCUCAUCCAAGAUCCCAAUGCAGAAAGGGAGAGUCCGAGAUGUCUGUCGCGGGAGUCGUCUGGCGCGCCUCGGUGUCCCUCCAACGACUCUGUGUACUCCGGCCGCAGCGCGCCCAGCCUACCCUUGCCGGCUGCGCUCUCCGCCGCGCUCCCCGCCGCGCUUCCAGCCGCUUUACUGCCCCCUCACUCGGCCGCUGUAGCCGCCUACCUCGGCGCUGCAGCCGCUGCAGCGCAACAACGUCUUCUCAUGUCUUGCCAAGAAGAUUUAACCGACGCGGAACGCGCAGACGCCGUGUUGGACUUCAGUACAAAACGAAGUGAGUCACCCCACGACGAUGAUGAUAUUGACGCCGAUGAUGCCGUCAAUCUAAGUAAGAAUGAAAACGGGCCAUUAGAUUUAUCAGUCGGUACCAGAAAGAGAGGACCAGAGGAUUCGCCGUCUCCAGUUCCGACAAGAAAAAGUUCUAGGUCUGCAGAUUUUAAGUCUCUUGCGACGCCUUGGACUACGCCAGUAGCUCCUCAUUUGCCAUAUUUUGCUGCCGCUGUAGCCGCAGCCAGCCUGUCACCUAAAGGGGGUGUUCCCGGUGACUGGAAUGGAAAACUUAAGCAUGGUGCACCGACCCCUAGCGAUGCGACCAAAGCUCUUGAGAAGAUGAGCGAACUGAGUAGGUUAGGUGGAGAGGAAUUGUUUAGAUCUGUUCAGAGUGCAGCAUUAGGUGCUGGAUUAACACCGAACGCUGCAGCUCGACACUCAGCAUGGCAAUCACACUGGCUUAACAAGGGCGCAGACCAGACUAAAGACGUUUUAAAAUGUGUCUGGUGCAAGAAAAGUUUUAAUUCGUUAGCUGAUCUGACAGUUCAUAUGAAGGAAGCUAAGCAUUGUGGAGUGAAUGUACCUGUACCUCCCACGUCGGGUGCACCCAUUCCAUCUUCCCUGCAGCCGCCAUCGAGCUCGCCUUCUACACCAUCACAUAAUUCUUCGUCUUCAAGUAGUUCUUCUAAACCUAAUCAUAACGAUCUUAAUAUGCUUAUUAAGGAAAAUAUGCCAAUACCUAGAAAGUUAGUUCGUGGUCAAGAUGUAUGGUUAGGAAAAGGAGCUGAACAAACUAGGCAAAUAUUGAAAUGUAUGUGGUGUGCUGAGAGUUUCCGAUCAUUAGCGGAAAUGACUAGCCAUAUGCAGCGUACCCAGCAUUAUACAAAUAUUAUAUCACAAGAACAGAUUAUUUCUUGGAAGUCUUCCGAUGAUGCUAAAGGUUCAAACUCGAGCACACCAGGUACUAAUAACGCUGUUCCUCCCACCACGGGAACGAGUAGUCAUGUAAGCGCAGUUUUAACUUGUAAGGUUUGUGACCAAGCGUUUAGUUCUUUAAAAGAGUUGAGUAAUCACAUGGUUAAGAAUUCGCAUUAUAAAGAACAUAUUAUGAGAUCUAUUACUGAAAGCGGCGGUAGGAGACGUCAGACACGUGAAAAGCGAAAAAAGUCGCUACCUGUUAGAAAGCUACUUGAACUCGAAAGAGCUCAACAUGAAUUUAAAAAUGGCGAAGGUAAUAGCGUCCCUAUGGGGAAGCCUAUUAGAGAUUUCGGUGCCGGAAGCCGAAUUACUUGCGAAAAAUGCGGUGAUAAAAUUGAGACUGCACUAUUUGUAGAGCAUAUACGACAAUGCAUAGGCGCGCCCAUGUCUAAUAGCCAAAGGAAUUUUCUGAAAAGCGCGCUUCUUUCCAAUAACAUUAUUCCACCUGAUGUCCCCGGACACAUUACACCAACAAGCCGCGAUGGCCGUAAGAGCAUUAAUGACGAAAUACCUUCUCCAGGUUCUGCGCACCACCGCUCUCCUUCAUCAAUUAAUGAUUCUUCUCCUAGUUCCAAAGACCCAAAUGUUAGUAACGAUAAAAGCUCUUCGCCAUCAGUUCUUAAUGCUAUUGAGCAAUUAAUAGAAAAGAGUUUCGAUACUCGCUCACGGCACUCGGUACCCGGUAUGCCCGGGGGUGCUUCACACGCUCCAAUCGGUUCAAGUAUCUUGAAAAGAUUAGGUAUAGAUGAAAGUGUAGAUUAUACUAAGCCUCUAGUAGAUCCUCAGACUAUGAACAUGUUGAGAAAUUACCACCAUCAGCAAGGGUAUGGUCGUCGCGAACGUAGCGGGAGCGAAUCCAGUUCAAUGUCUGAACGCGGGGGCAGUAGAGUAGAAUCACUCACUCCCGAUAGAAAGUUAGAUUCAUAUCACAUGACCCCACGCACCACUCCUGACACACGCGGCUCCCAGACCCCGGCGUCUGAGGAUAGACCUGCUGAAGUUAGAAUAAAAAAAGAGGUUACUGAUGAAGAUGAGCGCGAAAACGGUGUAGACUUGAGCAACCAGCCUGUUAGGGUUAAAACUGAAGUAGAUGAUGACGAGGAACAAGCAAGGCCAAAUAGUUCUGUAGAUGAAGAUGUCAAACCCGCUGUAACUAAGCGUGAAAUAGAAGGUCCAAGUCCAGUGCCUAGUCCGCGCAGUCCUUCUAGUGAUCGUUCUGCCCCAACUCCCGGUACAGAUAGAAAGCCAGCGUCCAGUUUGGGUGCACUCUCUUCUAUGUUCGAUAAUUUAGCUGGAGGCGCCUCGUCCAAUGAGCCCAGUUCCUCUCGUCGCAGUGGUAGUCACCCGCUCGCAGCUUUACAAAAACUCUGCGAUAAAACUGAAACAAAUUCCAAUAGAGCGCCCGCCCCCGCCCCUUCCCCCGCGGGGCCUCCAAGCAUCUUAACUUUUAGUUGGGCCUGCAACGACGCGGUCGUCACUGACUCCAUUAUGAAGUGCGCUCUGUGCGACACGCCGUUCAUUUCCAAGGGUGCAUAUCGGCAUCAUCUAUCCAAAAUGCAUUUCGUGAAGGAUGGCGCGCUCCCAGAGCCGGUCCCGAUGAAAGCGCCUCCGGCCGCGGCGUCUCCCGGCACCCACAAGAGCGGGGGCUCCAACGCGGCCUCCCCGCAGGACCCGCGAAGCCCCUCCCAGUCGUUCGACGAGAGCCCACACUCGAAGUUUCUCAAAUACACAGAAUUAGCAAAGCAAUUGUCUAGCAAGUACGUGUAAGUGUAACGUGUCCGCUGGGCCAUCAGAUGUGAUGAUAGCAUAUCCUGCAUUGAACCUUCAUAGGUUUAGGUCGCGUCGCGACGCUAAGUAUUUCGAAACUCUUUGCCAAUUUAAUUAUUUAGGUAAUCGUUAGAGAUCACCGCGUAGAACGGUUAGUGUAAUUAAUCUAGCGACAUAAGUAUACGCCAAACGUCUUACGUUCAUUUAGGUGUAAGAGAAUAUUUUUAAAAUAUUGCCUUUAGUUAAAGAGGUUGUAGCCCGGCCGGCCGGUCGGCUUAUCUUCCACGAUGUAUUGUAAUUCCAUUUCGAUAAUUGUAAAUAUAAGUCACUUUAAGUCUUGAAAUUUAGAUUCGAUCUCUCGUAAAAGUAUAUUUUUUGCUAAUAAUCUAAAGGGAAGUGUCGUCGCGCGACGAUUGGCUUGUCGCGUCGUGCCGUCAGUAUUCAGACGAAUCCGUUGCAAUAUCAUGUUUCGUGUUACUUAAUUUUUUAUGUAAAUCAGAGUUAGUUAACUGUUCUAAGUUUAUCUAUGUAUAUUUUGGAGUUUUUUUUUUGUUUUUAUAUAUUUUUUUCGAUAUCCGUCGAUGCCUGUAAUCUCGGAGAUCCAAUCUCAGGUUCGAUUCAUGUAAAUACGACGCCAUCGUCAUAGGAUGCAAUAUAACAAUCUCCUUAGUGUAAAUUCGCUCUAGGUACCCUCUCCUCGCGAGAUCGCUAUUUAUUAUUUAGAGUAAGUAAGUAAAAUUAGGUAACCCUACUGUGAACACUUGUAUACCAUUGUAUCAGCGCAUUAUACGGUUGUCCGAAUAAAAAUUAUAUUUAAAAUUUAUUAAAAGUGAUAUGUUACUAUUUUCUUUGAGGACAAUUACAUUCGUAUACGUGUAGGUCUUUUGGUAUUGUGAGAAUCUUCCAAUAUAACAACAGUUAUACGAUGAAGUAUAUACGCUCUUAUGAGUGAAAACUCUUUUAUAUUUAAAUAAAGAAUAUUGUAAACUUGUAACGUGUAAGUUUCAGGCGUAUAUCAAUGAAGCGUGCUCUUGUACACAUUUCAAGGUUUGGGGUUGCUAACAUCAUUUAGGAUAUUUGCUAGUCUAUUUUAAUAACUCCCAAUCCUUUGAAUGUGUUACGGAUUACGCGCGUUAUAAUAAAUGUAACAUUCAAAGUAUCAUUUUAAUAUUAAACUCAAAAGAAUGUAUACGCUAGCUCCGACGGGAUAUAUUGCUCAUUUAAAGUGGUGUUGAAAUAUUGAUUUUACCAAAUUUAAUAAUCUUAUU